GAUUACCUAUAGAUUAUGUCACGUGACCAUUCUUAGUCUGAACUACACCAGAAUAGCGGCUGGUCAUUGAGGAGGAUCGAGCUCAGUUUUUUCGACGUUGCAACUGUUUACCAGACGUUUUCCACAACAAAACCGGCCACUUUUCAUUGAUCAACCAAUUCACUAAUGAGUAAUUAAGGUGGAAGAUAAAGCGGUGUACACGUAGAACGUCAGUGUGUUGUGAAACUGAGUAGUGGGAGCGUCGAUAGUGCGAGAAAACAAUGCAGUCGGUUUGAAUGCAAGGAUUUUCGGGAUUGUUCAACUUUAAAAAGAUCAAAAAGUGCUCGAGCACCCAGUUUUUUGUCAGUGUCUUCCGUCAAAGUUAAACAACCGAAGACAUCUGCUCAACGACCGCGCAGCUUUACCAGGCAAAACCCCCGAUGUGGCAGCCCGCUAAUGAAACUGAUUCCUGCUGAAACCAAAGGGGCCAACUAAAAAUGUGUAACAUCUACCGGACGUUCGUUAUUUUCGCCCUUAUUCACCUGGCAACAGGCCAGGGCGACUAUCAGGCCAACGAUCCAGACAAUUUGGAAAACAGCGAUUCGCAAAACAGUGAUUUUUCUAGUGCAACCGAACAUCCGGGCGGAACUGUGGACGGUCGACUGACUUUCGAAAAGUCCCUCAGCCCCUAUUGGCUGAGAAGCGACCUAAUUGUGGAAAGGGACGCGAUUUUAUUGGUGGAACCCGGAGUGACUGUGAAAUUCGAUCCACAGGUUGGAAUCACCGUGAGAGGAAUAAUUAACGCUGAUGGAACUGAAAGCGAGCGCAUUAUUUUCACUGCAGCCGAUGAAAGCCAAACGAAAACGAUCCUAUUCCCGGACAUUCGAUUGGUGGACGGUCCCACUAUUCUAGCUGGGCGACUGCAAAUGAAAAUCAACGGAAAAUGGCGAAGCGUUUGCUCGAAUUCGAAAAACUGGACCAUUGCCGACAUGGAAACAGCUUGCCGACAAAUGGGCUUCCAAGGCGGCACGUUCUUCCAGUGGUUCAACCGACAAAUGCCGCUAAAAUCCAGGAUUUUAUAUGAAGAACCGCGAUGCUCGGGCACGGAAACCAGUCUGGAACAGUGCGGCUGGAGCAACUAUCAAAUGGGAUCGGGAGUUUGUGAUUAUCAUCCAGAUAUUGGCAUAGCUUGCCAGGCCAGACACGACAAUCCCAAGCCCUACUGGAGAGGAAUUCGAUUUGAAAAUGCCCACAACGAAAACACGCUGCAAAACACCCUGUUUACCCCCGUGUCCUCGUCCAGCCUACGCUACGUUAAUAUAUACUAUGGGGGAGUGGGACGCGACCACAAUACCAGCAGCGCCCUCCACGUGGAAGGAGUGCCACCAAUCAUGGAGAACUUGGAGGUGGUCAGCUCCGCCUACAAUGGGCUCAACAUCACCAACCCCGGCUCUCCCAUAUGGAUAAACAAUUGCACCAUCCGAAACAAUCGAGGAUAUGGAGUGUUUAUCAACUCCAGCUACGGCUUAACACAUUUAGAUGGUUGUGUGAUCAACGACAAUGGAGGCGACGGAAUCCGGUACAUCCGCGCAGAAGAACGCCCGGAAGAAAGUGUGGAUCGGCGCGGCUACAGCGACUUUUGCCAAGUGGCGGUGAUUUCCAGUCAAGUGUUCCCGAUCUACGUCUACGCGGAACAGAGCGUGCAGAGCUCCAUGGAAAACAAUUGCCAGAAAGUCUUCACCACCAGAUACGGGCAGGUGUUAACCUUGGACUUCAUUCGCGCAGUGACUGAUAGGAAUGACAGUGCCAGCUUGGCAAUCUACGAUGGCUCCGCCUUGAAUCAUCGCCUGAUCCAGACCAUCUGGAUCAGGAACAACACGAGGCCCCAAAGCAUCACCACGACUGGCAAUCAAAUCUACAUGAUUUUCCAGGCUGAGCCCUACACAGACACGCAGGUCUUCCUCAGGUUGAUAUCGGGAUUGAGCAAAAUAUACGACCUGAACGUGAGCCGCUCCGACAUAUCAGAAAACGUCGGGCGAGGAAUCGCAGUGGACAAUUUAAAAUCCCAGGUCCACAUCCAUAGAACCUCCAUAUCCAAGAACGAGCAUGUGGCCGGAAUCCAUGUAACCAAUGGAGUGGGCGAUGUAAAUGUAACGCAAAGCCGAGUGAGCUUCAAUGAAGGCGACGGUAUCAACAUCACCUACACUGGUGGAUCGAGGAACAUUUCCAGAUCCUCCAUCAGCAGCAACCAAGGCUACGGCGUGGCUGUUUGGUUGAACAACACCAAAGAAACCGAGUUCCUAUUCGUCAAUCAAACCACUGUGAUCCAAUAUAGCGAAAUAUACAAAAACCUGGAGGUGGGAGUGUUGCAUGGCAACCACUGCGGGCCGGCGCUGUUCAACUUCACUGGCAACUCAUUCACCAACUCCUUGAAUGAUGCCUUGGAAAUCCUCUCCUGCUGGUCCCCAACCGAAACCCUUACCACCCUACAGGUGGGCCACAAUAAGUUCAUAGGAAACGAGAAAAUCUCCCUGAAACUAUACCCAGCAGUCAACAUGCAGGCCAACAUAGAAUUCAACCAUUUCCGGCAGGGCACCUUUGGGGGGCUCCUCAUCAAAAACCAGCCACUGCAGGAGUUCAAUGUACUCAAAAGCGACAUAACAGUGCAACAGAAUUACUUCCUUAACAACUCUGGGGUGUUUGUGGCGAAUCUGGCCCUCAGCCCAUACGCAGAGGAGCAGUAUCUACUCUUCACCAGAAACUUUGUUAAAAACAACCGCAUUGUGGAGCCCUUUCAACCACUGGAUGGUUCAGUGUCCAACUUAAACCCACGGAGCCGCGUAGCGGCUCCCGUUGUCAUCGGCUCGAGCAACGUGGAAGUUUACAGGAACAUUAUCGAAAAUCCAGACUCCCAGUACGAGAUCGGAAGCCACUUGGAGGAUCAGAGCAAAAUAAUCAACGCUACCUACAACUGGCUGGGGUCGUCGAGCGACCAAAUGAUCUACCACAGGAUUUUUCAUCGCUACGACCGCUACAACCUGGCAAAAGUCAGUUUUGUACCGUUUCUGAUCCACAAUUCCCAUCCAUUGACCACCAAGAUCAAUCCUAACCAGCUGUAUAUCCCCAAGUUCAGCACCUCCGGCUCAGAUAAAGUCGGGGGAGAAAUCGAGGGCGAAGAGACGUUGUCCAAAGGAGAAUACACAGUGGAACGCGACAUCACCAUCAGGCCAGGCGGUAAAUUAACAAUCGAACCAGGGGUCACCUUGCGCUUUCCCCCAUCCAUUGGCAUGAUGGUAGGCGGACGAUUGGAAGCCAGAGGCAUCGAGCCCGACAGCAUUCAAUUCACCUUAAAGGAGAAUAUUGUCCAUCCCCCGGAGAACGAUACAUAUGAAACCGAGGCUUUGAUAGUGGAGAGCGACACUGAGGUUGUGCAGCUGGAGCCAAAAAGCCCUAUUCGCCUACUAGGUGGACGCGAGGAAACCGAAGGGCGGCUGCAGGUGAAAGUGAACGGCCAAUGGGGGACGGUGUGCAACUAUGGUUGGACCAUUCAGAACGCGGCCUUGGUUUGCCAGCAGUUGGGCUACGUGUUGAAUCCCCACGAUUGGUAUAUUGAACGGAACGAGAUUCCUGAUGCGGGUAAAUCGGAGAGCGUCAUCCUUUCCAACGUGGCCUGCCAGGACUAUGACCUGGAUAUCACCAAGUGCCAGGCAGAAACAGUGGGGGAUUUCGUAAAUUCCUGCGACCACGACAACGAUGUGGGCAUUCGCUGCUAUAAAACUUCCUGGGCAGGGGUUCGCUUCGGAGCCCUGGCCGAGAGAUCAGACUUACAAUAUGUGACCAUCCAGCAAAGUGGGCUAUUAGACUAUGCAACCAACACCUUCAAGCCUGCGCUGCAGCUGGACUUUGCCAGACAGAACUUCGAAAGCAUCAAAAUCGUGAACAAUUUCUUCCAUGGCUUGGGGGUGAUGUACUCCAACAUCUACACAGACGACUCGGUGAAUAUCAUAAAAAAUUCCGAGUUUUCCAAUAACAAGGGCGCAGGUAUCACCCUCAAACAGCUGGGCUUGAGCCUGUUGAACAACAAGCUGGAAAACAACUUCAUCGGUAUUGAGCACAAUCCUACUCUAUCUGGGCUGCAGCAGCGGGAGCUCGCUGGUUGGUUUAUAAAGAACGACGAAGAAACCCACUAUGAUCCGCUACAGAUCCCCGAUAGGCCCGAUGAAACAGAAAUAGAGAUUCAAAGAGGGGAAACCAAGUAUUUGGUGACUUCAAAGACAACAGGCGACAGCGUGGAAAGAUCCUACAGAAUCGUAUGCGAACCUGGUUGGGUGAUUGGCAUCCAGCUGCUGAACCCCAUUGAGAACAGAAGCAGCGAGAGCAUAGUCAUCCACGACUCGCUCUCCUACAACCAAAAUAGCGACGUGUGGGUUUUGAAAAGAGACUUAACAGUCUUUCCGGGCACGUCUAGCGCCCCUGGAAUUAUCCUGGACUAUGCCAGUGGGUUAAAUGCCCUAGGGGGAGCUGUGGUGGUUCUCAGCACCAUCAGGGCGCCAGUACAGAAUAUAUACAACAGACGCGUCAAAGGCCCAGUUCCUACUCUGACUGUAAGGAAUGGCGUCAUCAGGAACAACCAGUUCGGGGUUCAGGCCUCCUACUACAACCGGCACCUGGAUGAACUGGGGAAUCACUUCCUGAGAUCCUCCAACGAGACCAUGGUGUUCAUAAACUGCGAAAUAACACAUAAUCUCCACGAAGCCUUUUUCGUGCAUUCACCCAAUUGGGACCUGCAUAGAAGCAACCUAUCCCAGGUGGUGAUUAUGCUGAACAAAACCAGCAUCUCGGAUAAUGGCAAGGGAAUCUACCAAUUUUCUCGAGAUAUGCGGGCUUCCAACAAUCUCUUUCAUUACGUGCUACAAGACAACACCAUCGAACGAAACAAGGGGGAUGGUUUCAACAUCGCGCUCCCUUACGUGUGGCAAUACAACGAGAACUUCACCCAUUUCGUCUACAUGGACAACAACACCUUUGUGAACAACAGAAACUUCGCGGUGGACAUUGACGGACACUUUGCCGAGGUGAAUUUGACUUCCAACGUCUUCAAGGAAAACAAGUGCUCGAACGGGCUGCUGACAAUGAAAGGAAUGGAGAAAAAGCUGCGAAUCUGGAACAAUCGAUUUUUGGACAACAACUGCAAACACGUGGUGCUUUUCAGCUGCAACAGCCAGUCUGAGAUCGUGGGAAGCAUUCCAGCGGUGUUCAUCUACAACGAGCUGAGAAACAACAAGUAUGUGAACAUGGGAAGGUCUUUUGGGGUUUUACAGAAGUCGCAAGACCCCCGAUUUGUCGUCGGCUUUAAGGGCAUUCAAAAGGUGAACAUCAACCGAAACCUAUUCGCGUCCAACGCGCUGGAAUACCAGCUAUUGGCAGGCAUUAAAACAGCAAAAAUCAACGAGUUUCUCAACGUGCGCGAAAACUGGUGGGACACCACUUCGGACAGCGAAAUUCAGGAGAAAAUAUUCGACUUUGACGACUGGAAUGAUCACGCCAUUGCAGAAUUCAGGCCCUUUCUCCUCGAAGAGAACUUCCAAUCCAGCCACUCUUUCACCUACAUUACUAACAACACUCUGGAUCUCACCAAUUUGAGAGGCCGCAUAUACGAGGACCUGACACUCAGUUCUAGAACAGAACCUUACAUCAUCCAAUCGGAUCUGACUAUUUUGCCCAACGUGACUAUGACGAUCCAACCAGGGGUCACCAUGGAAUUCGCCCCGAACAUUGGCAUACUGGUGCUGGGGACUUUGCGAGCUGAGGGUACCGAGGGAAACGAAAUCACCAUGAGACCUUUGAGGGAGAGUGGGAAUUUGUUGAUGCCAGAAGAGCCCAAGAGGCUGAAGAGACAGUUGGAGCUGAUCGGACAGGAGAGUAUUAGGUUAUGCAAAAACCGCGACUGUACAUUAGAGGACGAAUGGUCGACACCGUACGAAGGUUUCCUCGAAUGGUUCAACCAAACCACCCUGCAGUGGAUUCCGAUGUGCGAUUCCAGAUUUACCGAGCGAAAUGCCCAGGUUGUCUGCCGAGACCUGGGCUUCGAUCCUUUGCAUGCCUUCUUCGACUUUGAUGUGCGGAUUGACUUCCACAGCAACUCCCUAUCGAGGAUCUGGACUUGGCCGGAGCCUCUCCAGUGCAAAGGUACCGAAAAGCGCUACGAGGACUGCCCGAUUCGCUUAAACGGCCAGCAGUUCGGGCACAGGCAUAAAUGCGAGUGGAACAGCAGGUUUGUCUUCAUCAAUUGCAACAACAAGGCCAAACCGCCCAAGCACAACUUCUGGGGAGGAGUGCGGUUUGCCGAUCCAGACUUUGAGCAGCAUCUCUACACCCAUCGGGUUCAUGAUAUCCACACCCACUCCACCCAUCGUGAGGUGGAAUCGGUGCUGAGGUUCGUAAAAAUCAACGGGGCUGGGAUUUUGCAUAACGAAAAAUCUCCAGCCAUACAAAGCAUUAUCCGAAGUCCCACCAUUGAGUAUGUGGAGGUGGAGUCAUCAGCCAGUCAUGGGAUCAACUUGAUUUCGCCCACUGAAACCAUUAACUUGAGAGGAAACACUAUUCAGAACUCUUUGGGGGUGGGCGUGAACAUCGUGUCUUUGAGUGGAGAAGGGCGCGAGUCAGAGGAGUCCAGUUUCACUCCUUUGAGGGCGAUGAAUAUUCCCUAUAACCUCUACAGUCUACUGGACAUUUGCGACACCAACAAGGAGAUCCGCAUAGAAGAAAGAGUGCUGCUCUACUACAAGUACGACAAUCACCCAGUCAACUGCAUUAAAAUCUUCAGAAGCGCCUACGACAUCAAGCCGCUGUCUUUGAGGUUUUUGCAGUUCAAUCUCUUCAAUUCCUCUGUGGCGCAUGGAAUCCCGGACUUCGUCUCUCUGUACGAUGGGGACAUUUACAACGUCUCCUCCCAAAUCAUCGACACAGUGACAAUGACCUCCACCAACCAGAAAAAACUCUUUAGGUCGCGUCUUCCAAGCCUAAGCGUCAAACUCUUUGCCAACGGCGCCUCUUCAGACCAUGGCUUCAUUGCUGAAGUGGUCACGCUGCCCAUAUCAGCGAUAGCUUUUAGUAGGGACGUUCAACAUAACGUCUCAUCCUCAGUGAUCAACAACAACACGCAAGGAGGCAUUUUGUACAUGGGGGCUGGGGAGGUCAAUCCCAUCAUCACAAUCGAGAGGAACCAGUUCAAAGGCAACUGUAGGCAACUGUAUGGGAACUUUACCACCUGCAGGUCUGCAGUGGAGAUGGAUAUUCAAAACACCCAGACAUUGUUCUUCCGGAGCAAUUUGCUUGAACAAAACCAAGGCGGGUUGUAUAUCAAGGCGGACUCUCGUGGGUCAGCUACAUCCCUCCAAGGCUGGAUUCACAACAACCUGUUUGUGAACAACUCAAAUUUGCCCAGUCUCUACGUGGAGGGACGCCAGUCCUCUCCCUACCAAGAGGUCACCAUUUACCGCAACUACUUCACACGAAACAACGCGCGAUAUCACAACAACAUUGUCCUAAAACAGGUGCUGUCCAACUUCACCUACAACUAUGUGAAGCGAAACAUCGGGCAGCAGAACCUGGAGGUGUCAGGGUUUGAUAAAGUGAGGCUGAAUAUCUACCAGACAACGUCCCACAAUGGGUUCUAUUACAAUUAUGCCUUAAAGCCCGAGAGUAAGUCGACUGUUGUUGCUGGUACUGCCGGUCAGCACUAUGUGGACAACAUAUUCUUCAAUCCGGACAAUGACUACGAAAUCAUCACUGUAAACCGAUCAUUAUUUGAAUUCAAUAGUACGCUACAGCUUUGGAAUACGCGAAUCGAUGCCGCGUACAACUUUUGGGGCACGAAUACAACUUUGGCUGUAAGAGGACGCAUUAGAGAUCAAAUGGACGAUCCCAAGCUGUUGGAAGUCGUUUACGAGCCAUUCUACAUGAACAAUCAGAGCAUUUUGAAUGGAAAGUGUCCUCCAGGCUGGGAAUUGGUCGGCGAAACGUGCUACAUGUACGUGGGUUCACCGAUGACUUUUUGGGAAGCCCGAGCCUUCUGCCAGGCUGAUAACGCGUCAAUGCCCUAUCUGAUUGGCAACAUCAACUACCUGCCAGUGUACGAGUUUCUGCAACGGCAGUACCAGUGGUUCCUCUACUCGGACCGAGUUUGGGUGCAGCACAUUGACCAAAUCAAUAAAUGCACGAUUUUCGCUUUUCAAACCGUGGAAAUUGAUGACUGCAACAGACGCAGUCCUUUUAUAUGCGAAAUUGACCCAAAAGUGAGCAUUCGCAUCAUGCCGUUAGCGGAUGAUUUUGUGACAAUUUCCGUGAUCAGCAGCUUGGCCUUGGCAGUACUGUUGAUCAUCGUGGUGAUCGCUUUUUGGUGGUACAAGUCCAAGUACAGGCAUGCUCAGAGGCUGGAGCGCAGAAACAGCAUCAGACAAAGUUUGCACUCAUUAAAGUCCGUUGGUUUGUCCUCCACCUCUUUUGCGGACAGCACUUUCAAGAGGAAGGGAAAUCAAUUGAGCACCAAGUCCACGGACACACUGACUAAGAACACAGACUACCGGAAAAUCGUCAGCAAUGGAUCAAUUGACAGCAUGGAAAAGUCUGUUUACAACUCUUCGGUUGAAGAUGAUCAGUCGUAUAACACGUACGAAAGUCAACAUCCGAACCCCACUUUCGACUACAGCUCACCAGUGGAAUACCACAAAAGUCCGUCGCGCUUCGAAAAUUCGUAUGCCAAACCCGCCCAGUAUGACCUGGCCUUUAAAAAUCAAGGCUUCAAAGACACGUCGACCUUUGCCUCCAACAGCAACUACCAAUCGCAGGCCGGAAGCGUGCAGGAUGAGGCCUCAAUCAACGACGAAACGCCCAUCAUCCAGCCCUACGCUACCAACGCUUUGCCAGUUUAUCCUCCAAACGAGUACUACAAUACCGACACGUUGCCUCUGCGGGACUUUGAGGAGGAGGAAAAACCCGCCUAUAAUCCCCAAUACAGCCGCGCCCGCCCGGUGGGACUGAUGGAGGAGCUCAAAUCUCGCAUGCCUCCAGCCAGGAAACAAUCCCCAACCUACUCAGACCAGCUGGCUCAGAAUGGAUACAACCCGGCCCACAACAUAGUAGGCCUGGCCCAUCCUCACAGCGCUCCAGAGUUGGAGCCCAAACCAAGACCCCGCGCAAAAAGUGAGGUUUUGUUGGAAACGAACUUUGACUUUGCUCCUGAGCAAGAGGACUAUCCACAUCCGUUGGGAGAAUCGGCCAAAUGGAAGAGUCAGCCUUUGGAAACUGCGAUGUAAACGGCGCUUGUGGACUGUAAAAUACUGUGAUACUAAAGUUUAGGCUUAAGCAAGUAAGUGAGCAAGUGAAGUCCUUUGGAGACGCUGAUUUUUUACUGGGACAAGUUCCUCAAAAAGUGCGCUUGUCCGGGGCCUUAAUGAUCAAAGUCGCCGUCCUUACUGACUGUACGUUGUUUUUGUACAUCAGCAGCCUUUCCAGUCUAAGGCCCGCAUUUACACGGUGUCCCAAAAGUAAUGGCAACAAUUUGUAGCACUACUAACCGUAGAAGGAAAGUCAACUAAAACAAUCACUCCGAGUAUCAGGGGGUUUUGGAGAGUGACGAAUCGGAUUAUAAACUCUGUUUCUUCAUACACUAACUGUAAUAAUAACAAUAACACUUCAGAUAUACCCAUACAAAAAAAUCAAGAGGAAUAAAAUCUGGACCUGGUCCUGGCCAUGGUGUUUGACUGUAUUUCUGUAUCCGUUGACUUUUCUUCUGAGGUAAGUUGUGACAGACUUUAUAAUUUUUACCACAUAAAUCCGCUAUUACAUUUUUGACUAUUACUUUUUAACGGGCUAAAUCGGAUGUGAUACUUAGCUUACGAUCUAAACUGCUCAACAGAAGGUUACGUAGCCAAAUUUGUCAAAACUUUGGAACUGGAUAAAUUCUGCUAGCUUAGAGCGAUUUGGUUUCUGUUUGAAGCGAUAUUAAACCCCAUUUGCUUUUUGUUAGUCAAUUUUUUUGUAAUAAUUAAGCACUUUGGAUGAAUUUUCUAAAGGGCGGUAAGUAAAAAAGGGCAAAAUUUCGCAAAGUUCCACAUGCUCCUAGUCGAACCAAAAAAUGUUUUUUGCCCCUCAACACUCAUAGUCUAAAGAGAAACCAAAUAGCUAAAAACCGUUAUUGACUUUUUCGGCCGUCUAUCUGUUUUAUUUACAGGGUGGUCUCAAAAAUCAACUUUUUGAUUUCGCAGCGAUAACUUUUCUGUUCUUGGGCCGAUUUUCACGAUCUUGAGUUCCUGUUGUCCUAAAUCAUAAACGAUUUAGGACAAAAUUGUGAUAUACAGGGUUGCACAAAAAAUUACACAAAUCAAAAUUGUCCCCAAAGUUUAUGAUUCUAGCAGGCAUUAAUCUAAAAUUAAGUUCAUUUUCAAAUUUUUUGUUCAUUCAUGCAACCCGGUAUAUUGAAUUAUUAUUUUCUUGUCAAGCUCGCUUUGAAGUUUUAGCUUCAACGUGAGGUCAAGAUCGUGAAAAUCGGACCAAGAGCAGAAAAUUUAUCGCUGCGAGACCAAUAAGUUAUUUUUUAGGAUCACUGUAAACAAACGAGAUGAGCGUAAAAUUCAAAAAUAUUUUUCGAGAUAUGAAUAUCUUAUAUCUUAAUGCUUGUGGGGUGUUGAAUUAGAAAAAAACCGUUUUUUAUUCAACUGAGAACACGCGGAACUUUCACCAAUUUUGCAUUGUUUCAUUUGCCACCCUGUAGAAACUGUUUCACUGACUCCCUAACCGAAAAAGAACUGGACUAAAUAACGCUUAAAAUAGCAAUCAAUUUGGUCUAAUCAAUCAGAAGUUAUCCAGUUCCAAAGUUAGUCUAAAUUUGUAUUGAGCAGUUUAGUUAAACUGACGUUUUUAUAUAUAUUUGCGCUUAUUUGUUUUUAAAGAAUCAUCUAAUAAUAGGUCUGCAAUAUAGGAUUAGUUUUAACCCGAAGAAUAUUUAUGUUAAUUGCAUUUUACGCCGAUAUUCUCUAAUUAUAUACGGCAUUUCGAAAGUCCAGUUAAGAGUUGUAAAUAUUGUUGAAACUGCCAGUUGUUGUAAAUACUUGCGGUUAUUUUCGGGAAUGACGAAUGCGCUCAUCUAUCGAACAACAUUGUUUUAUGUUGACAUAGAAAGCGAUGUUUUAUUAUUGUAAACCGAACAGAUAACAACUUGUUUAAUAAAUUUCAUUAAUUGGA
This is a messenger RNA of Dendroctonus ponderosae (mountain pine beetle), 11223 nucleotides long. It is a transcript of the gene bark, whose product is annotated as protein bark beetle. The record is from RefSeq and is a predicted model, not a curated record. The transcript has 18 exons. Gene Ontology annotation, cellular component: membrane. NCBI's taxonomy places the organism in Eukaryota, Metazoa, Arthropoda, Insecta, Coleoptera, Curculionidae. Bases 477 to 9296 code for a protein of 2939 amino acids.